AUGUCUUGGGAAGUGCUGCCAGUGGAGGUACCAGAAGUAGAUACUGAAAACUUGUCUCUAGAGCCACUGCCCACAGAGGUGCCAGGAGUAAAUCCUGAAAAGAUGUCUCUAGAACCGCUGCCCAUGGAGGUGCCAGGAGUUGAACCUGAAAAUAUAUCUCUCGAAUUGCUGCCUGUGGAGAUGCCAGGAGUAGAUCCUGAAAACAUGUCUAAAGGAUUCUUGACCAUGGAGAAGCCAGGAGUAUGUCCUGAAAACAUGUCUAAAGGCUUCCAGCCCCUGGAGGAACCAGGACUAUAUCCUGAAAACAUGUCUAAAGGAUUCCUGCCCGUGGAGGAGCAAGGACUAUAUCCUGAAAACAUGUCUAAAGGAUUCCUGCCCAUGGAGGAGCAAGGACUAUAUCCUGAAAACAUGUCUAAAGGAUUCCUGCCCAUGGAGGAGCAAGGACUAUAUCCUGACAACAUGUGUAAAGGAUUCCUCCCCGUGGAGGAGCAAGGACUAUAUCCUGAAAAUAUGUCUAAAGGAUUCCUGCCUAUGCAUGAGCCAGGAGUAUAUCCUGAAAAUAUAUCUCAAGAACUGCAGCCCAUGGAGGUGCCAGAAACACUCUAUUACAUGAAAAAAGGGAGCUCCAUGAUACCAUCAAACGCAUUAGAGGAUGGAAACUCAGGCCUCGGUUCCUUGGGAGAUGGUGAAUGGCAAAAAAGGAAAGACGAUGGUACUGGGCCAGACCAAGGUGAUUUCAAGAUAGAAUCCUCUCCUUGCUACCUAUUGACCGUAAGGAUCAUCCGGAUGAGAAAUCUCCAGAGAGUGGAUGCCUUAAGCCAGGCUGAUUGCUAUGUGUCCUUGUGGCUGCCGACUGCGACAUCUGAGAGGUCACGCACUAAAACUGUGAGAAACUCUGACAAUCCAGUGUGGAACGAAACCUUCUACUUCAGGAUCCAAAGUCAGGUCAAGAAUGUGCUGGAGCUCACAGUGUAUGAUGAGGAUUUUGCUACUCCAGAUGACCAUCUCCUCUGUGCCCUCUUCGAUACUGCUAAACUUCCACUUGAUAGAACAGUGAUCCUGUCCUUCAAGCCUAGUGCAGAUGCCAAGGAGGAGCUAGAGGUUGAAUUCAAAUUGGAGCUUGCACCUGGUCCUCAUGAAACGAUUGCUAGCAAUGGAGUGCUGGUGUGUCGUGAACUUUGCUGCUUGGAAGUUGAAGUGGCAGAGAAGACGAAGCAAAAAUCAAAGAAAGAGCUUUCCCUCACUGUGAAGGGCUCCUUUGAGGGGACGCAGGAUAUCGUGCUGGGCCCCAAUGGAGUUGUCAGCCCGUCGUGUCCCACCGAGUUCCACUACAUCAAGUACGCAGAGCCAACGCUGGAUGUCAUGCUGCCAAAGAAGAGGCGCUACCACCCUUGGUCCUGUAGGUACAGUACAGAGACGGGCUCCCCAGUCGUGAUGCUGAACUCGCUGCCCAUGGGAAGGAAGACGACCAUUGCAGAGGAGAAAAGAUUUGAUUUGAAUGUGACAGCAAAAACUUGUAAUUGUUCAUGCCACCAAGACCUGGACAUGCGCUUUGGCUUUAACUUAUGUUCUGAAGAGAUGACUUUCCUGGGGAAAAGAAAGAGAUAUGUAGCAAGUGCUCUCAAAAAUGUUUUUCACCUACCACAUGAUCUGCAGGAUCAAGAAGUCCCCGUCGUGGCUAUCAUCACAACAGGCGGAGGACUGAAGUCAAUGACAGGGUUGUAUGGCAGCCUCAUGGGACUCAAGAAGUUAAAUCUCCUGGACUGUAUAACAUACAUCAGCGGGCUGUCCGGCACCACAUGGACCAUGGCCAACUUAUACAGAGAUGCCUACUGGUCACAGAGGGACCUGGACUCACAUAUUGGUGAAGCCCAAAAACAAGCAACAAAAUGCAAGAUGGGCUGUUUCUCUAUGGAUCGCAUGAAAUACUACAACAAGCAGCUUUGCCAGCGGAAAGAAGAGGGAUACAGGACAUCAUUUAUAGAUCUUUGGGGUCUCAUGAUCGAGUACUUACUAAACGAUGGGAAAGACCCCCACAGGCUUUCAGACCAGCAAGAAGCACUGUGUGAUGGCCAGAACCCACUGCCCAUCUAUGUGUCAGUCUGUGUCCGGGACAGCUACAGCACCAAUGAUUUCAAAGAGUGGGUGGAGUUCACUCCCUACGAGGUGGGACUGCUGAAGUACGGCGCGUUUGUUCGCACGGAGCAUUUCGGAAGCGAGUUCUUCAUGGGCCGUAUGUUAAAAAAGCUCCCCGAAUCCCGCAUCUGCUACCUUCAAGGUAUGUGGAGCAGUAUAUUUUCUGUGAACCUUUUACAAAUAUGGGGACUGUCCCACAGUUCAGAGGACUUCUGGAAGAGAUGGACACAAGACAGAAUAGAUGAAGUUGAUGAAGACCCGGUGUUGCCCACAAGACCCCACGAGCUGAGGACUCGCAUGUACACCCCCCCUGGCCCCCUGUCCAGCGCCCUUCGGGGAGCACUGACCGACCGCUUCUCCGUCGCCCAGCACCACAAUUUCCUGAAGGGCUACCAGCUGCAUAACAACUACAUGGAGAACGAGCACUUCUGUCGGUGGAAAGACACUGUGUUAGACUCACGCCCCAACCAGCUGAUGCAAAAUCCUGAUCAGCUGGGCAUGAUAGAUGCUGGAUUUUUCAUCAAUACCAGCAGUGCACCACUUCUAAGGCCACAGAGGGAAGUGGAUGUCAUCAUCUAUCUAAGUUAUACUACUGGAUCACAUACAUCGGCUCUAGAUAAGGCAUGUAAAUACUACUCAGAGCAGAAAAUCCCAUUCCCAACAAUUUCUUUGACUGAUGAAGAUAAGAAAAAUCUGAAGGAGUGCUACGUCUUCCAAGAUUCAGAUUUGCCAGGAUGUCCAAUUGUGAUUUUUCUUCCCCUUGUGAAUGAUACCUUCCGAGAAUACAAAGCACCUGGUGUCAAGCGCUGUUGCUCAGAGAUGGAGGAGGGCCAGCUUGAUUUGACCAGCUCCUGUUCCCCCUACUGCAUGUUCUCGGUCAGAUACACCGAUGAGAACUACCGCAAGCUGCUGAAUCUCAGCGAGUACAACAUCCUAAACAACUCUCAGAUAAUUAUGCAGGCCUUGCAGACAGCGAUGCAAAGGAGAAGGCAGAAAAUGUGCUGAUUGCCUGUCCUCUGUCUUCUCAGAGGAGUUUUUCAUGCUCUAGGACCCAGAAGGGACAUAGCUUUUUCAAACACUGGCAGUUCUGCACUACAGAAACCACCCCAGCUGGUGCAAUGGUUUGCUGGGAUUUUUCCGUUCCCAAGAAGUGGUCUAUAUAAGCAAAGACAUUGUGUGGGAAAUUUUUACUUACAUUUUGUUCCAUAAAUUAAGGUCGUCUGUAGAACACUCUUUGCCUAAAAUACUUUUUAGAUUUUUUAAAUAGUGUGAUUUUAAGCCUAACUUAUUAUAAUAUAUGACAUCAAGGAAAAUAUUUUUUAUCGCCACAGUGCUACAGUUGUACAACACAGCCAACACACCUAGAGGCCGUAAGAAGGGAGUAUGAACUUCUGCUCCCACAAUUCUGCUCUGUGGAACACAAGUUGCGACCAGCCCUGGAAAACAAGGAGAACCUGGGACACAACUGGAAGCUGGUAUUGGAUCCCUGAGUCAACUCUGUAUUGCAAGUGUCCCAAAAAGCAGCCACAGAGGCUGGAAACACAAGGAGGGACAAGUGUGUGUACACAACCAGCCCCAUGAUUUGCAUCCACAUCCUGGGCUCUCUUGGGUGGUGAAUGAAUCAUAUGUGAUGGGAAGGAGCAACUUAGGAGGAAGUGGCGUACGACUUUUCACUUAGUUUUUUUUUUUAAAGCAAAGGGUGUAAUUUGGGCACAUCAAAAGUCCCUGUUGAUUUAUGUUAGUUUUAAUUGGUUUGUGCUGAGACUAUAUAUAAAACCUUAACACUUCAAUUUGAAGCUUUCAAAAUAAAACACCCUGAAUCUUGUUUUCCCUACUGAGUUAUUUCUCAUAAUAAAAUACCAUUCUUAAAUUAAAAAGAGAAACUAAUUGAAAAUAUUUUACUUCCAAUAGGCAAUGAAAACUUUGCUGUGUUACUCAAUGUAGCAGUUUAGUCGUAUGUCUAUUAAAAAAACCUCUUAUUUGUUUAGUUCUGCCUGUACAUACUGAUCAGGAGUCAGAAGUCUGAAACAACUAAGACCAUCUUAAAACAAUCUGAAGACCAUGCAUCGGAUCUAUCACAAAAACACCAAUUCCAUUUGUUGUGGGCUUACAUUUUUAAACUUCCUUCCUUUUCCCUUUUAUUGAAAGUGCGUUUUUUAAACUGUUUUAAACUGUGCUGAGGGUGAGCUGUAAAAAUUACAAAUCCAUAACAACUUUUGCAUUGCAGGAGCAAGUCAAAUUGAAAAUACACUUUAUUUAUAAGUUUUUUGUCCUAAAGACAGCUGGGAAGCUUUUGAACAAAGAGUCUAUUCAGUCAGGAAAAAAGUCUAUCAACUACAUAUUAUAAUGUGGAACUAAAAUAAACCAGGGAAAAUGUUCGGGUAAGUUGAAACAUUUCGUGUUAAUAUUUUACAACACAUCUUUGUUUUGAAACAUAACUUCUUUUUAAUAGAUUGCCUACCUCGUCAGCCCAGGGAACCCAACCUGAAAAUAACAGGUUCAUUCACAGCCAAUAACAUGUUUGGCUUGUUACAAAAUGACACUCUGAGGAGUUUCAUUUUAGCAAGGAGUGAUGACAAAUUAUCUUUACAAAUUGGUUCACAAUGACUUUUCCAACAUUUUAGUCAUUUAUUAUGUCAAAACAAAACUUACAUUUUUGUGCAGCUGUAGCCUAAUAUUGCCAGCCUAAAGAUCAUGGCAUAAAUAUUAACAUUUGAAACUUGUCAGGUUUUUGAA
Taeniopygia guttata (zebra finch) is the source of this 4872-nucleotide messenger RNA. RefSeq names its product cytosolic phospholipase A2 epsilon-like. The record is from RefSeq and is a predicted model, not a curated record. Gene Ontology annotation, biological process: glycerophospholipid catabolic process. NCBI's taxonomy places the organism in Eukaryota, Metazoa, Chordata, Aves, Passeriformes, Estrildidae. Gene Ontology annotation, molecular function: calcium-dependent phospholipid binding; calcium ion binding. Gene Ontology annotation, cellular component: cytosol.